AUGUGUCAAAGGGAUCUGGGUAAUAGCGCCAUCUGUGUAAUCGGAAUCUGGGACAAAAAACAAAAUGAACAACAACCAAUUAUUGUUAAAAGUGCUUUAGAUCUUCAAAGAUUAAAAUUAAAUAAAUUAAUGAGUAAUCCGGAUAAAGAAAUUCAAUUACCAGAAAAACCAAAGUCCAAAAAUGUCCCAACGGUCCCAGAAUUUGUGCGUAAUGUAAUGGGAAGUAGCGCAGGAGCUGGCAGUGGUGAAUUUCAUGUUUACAGACACCUUAGAAGAAAAGAAUAUGCUCGACAAAAAUUUAUUCAAGAAAAAAGUGGUCAGGAGCUCCUUGAUUUGAAAUACCAACAGAAGCUUGAAGAAAAUAAAUUAAAAGCGGAAGAAGCGACUGCAAAAAAAAGGGAGAAAAGAUUGAAGCGAAAAAAGAAAGCCAAGGAUACAAAAUCAAAGAAGUUUCAUGUCGAGGAGGAACAAAAAAAGGACAAUGAUGAUAGUGAUGAUGCGAGUGGUGGGGGUAGUGAUAAUGAAGCGGAAGAAAAAGAUAAAGAGACUGAUUAGAUCAUAAUUUAAUUUUUAAUAUUAGAAGAUAUAUUUUCUUAGGUUAAAUGUUUACUGUUGAAUAUUUA
Cotesia glomerata is the source of this 623-nucleotide messenger RNA. Its product is annotated as PRKR-interacting protein 1 homolog. Gene Ontology annotation, cellular component: nucleolus. Gene Ontology annotation, molecular function: protein kinase binding; protein kinase inhibitor activity; double-stranded RNA binding. The transcript has 4 exons. The record is from RefSeq and is a predicted model, not a curated record. Gene Ontology annotation, biological process: negative regulation of protein kinase activity. NCBI's taxonomy places the organism in Eukaryota, Metazoa, Arthropoda, Insecta, Hymenoptera, Braconidae. The coding region runs from base 1 to 555 and encodes 184 amino acids.